Molecule: messenger RNA, 5712 nt
Organism: Podarcis lilfordi (Lilford's wall lizard)
Lineage: Eukaryota; Metazoa; Chordata; Lepidosauria; Squamata; Lacertidae
Source: the annotation of a GenBank genome assembly
AUGGAUGACCAGGUAACUGCUUGAACAGGUAACGCACCAAGGUGGCCCAGGUUUGCUCUUGCAUUCUUGUUCUCGGUGAGAGUCCAGCCCCACUGUCUGCCCCACACACCCUCAUUUUACUCCACUGGGCACUCCUGCAAUGCCUCUAGCUCCUCACACCCCACCCUCUGCUUUUAUUUAUUCAUUAUUAAUUUCAUAAAAUUUCUAUAUCGCUUGAUUGUAGAGAAAACCUCAAACCACUUUUACUCUGCUACAGAAACAACCUUACUAUGAGGCAAGUUAACAGUAGAGCAGGCAAUGGAGAGACCUGACUUGUGGGGCAUGAUAAACCAGGACUUUGUCACAUGUCUGGCUGGCUUGAUGCUGACUGCCUUGGGAACAGGAUCUCUUCAUCAGCAUCUGUAGAAUUAGGUGUUUGGUGAACUCUCCGCCCCCAAGUGCAAAUGAAUUAUAACUACAUCUGGGGGAAGUUGUGGAGGAGCCAGUUGCUUGUGGGGAAAAGAGGGGAAUAAUGCAGUUGUGUUGCAUGCAGAGUGUCCUAGGCUCAAUCCUUGACUUCUCUGGUUGAUGGAUAUCUGCGCUGCCUGUGACCUUGGAGAGCUACCAGUUGGAUAGGCAGGACUGGGCUGGAUGGGCUGACAAUGUCUGACUCCUUGCAAGGCAGCAGCUACACGGUAUCCUCUUUGACAUGGGGGUACCAUCAGACUUGAAGGAAGCAGUUGAUCUAUGUAUCUGCAAGGUGAAGGGCUGGGGGAGAAAUGCCAUCACUUGCUGUCUCCAACUUAGCCGUGUCCAUUCAUAUGCUGCUGCAUUUCCCUAGGAAAUUAUGAACACUUGCCAGGGAAAACCACCUGUUCACAUUGCCCAGUGCAUAGGAUCCAACUCCUAGGGGCCAAUAAAAUAUUUGAUGGGUAUUUCCAUUCAGCAGUUGUGUGUGCACCACAUCAAGUGAUCAAUUAUGCAAGACAGGGCUUACUUAGCCCCCCCCCCCCUAUUUUAUUCAAGUUGGCACCCUGGCCCAGUGGCCUCUAAGGUGGCUUGUAACAGGCAGGGGGAAUUCAAUUUAUGUUAUCUUUCAAAGUUAACCCUACCAAAUUUGUGUGUUCCAAAACACAACCAUCCUUUGAAAUGCACGCUUCUAUGAAUUUUGCAGUGUAGUUCUGCAGCCAAGUAAUGUCUACAGCCAUGCAUAUUUUAGCAUAAUGUGCUCACCAAAAAGCAUUUAUUAGUUAAAAUUACAAAUAAAAUGCAGUUGGUUUGCAAAAAAUGUGUUUCUUAGGCAAAAUCGCAUGGAAAAAUUAGAAGACAUUUGUGCCAAAAUGCUGAGCUGGGGGGACGUAUUAUUUAAAAAUGCAGAUUUUUGUCCCUUUCUGCUUUACCAAUGGGCAACUGGUAGGGCUUAGGGCCACACACUUUUUAAAAAAUUCUACUUUUGUGGAAGUUUUGUAUCUCAGAAAAUGUUCAUCCCAAAUACUGAUAAAAAAUAGUGCACACACAGGUAAACAAAUGCCCCACAAUGGGGCGUGGAGACAUUGAGGGGAGGCAGUCAAGACCCCCACUCCUUGUACAGUUCACUCUCCGUACCCCCCUCUGCUGUGUAUGGAGGGCAGUCAUAGAGCUUCCCUUUGCACUCUUGGGGUAGCGUGCCAGUAUCGCAAAGUGAUGUGAACAGAGGAAUUCUGGGGUGGAGAACAAGCCCCAUGCAUUUCAGACUCUUAGUGUUCACACAGUGUUAAACAGCAGGCUAAUCCUGUGUCAGAUUUCCCAAGAGCAACAGUUGAAUUCCAGUCAGGGCCAGUUCUGAUUUUCUCUGGUCAUAGUCAAACACACACACACACACACACACACACACAGAGUGCAUUGGGCUCCGUUCCCACCCUGCUGAUCAAUUGCGCAUUCAGGAAACAUCCCCAGCCAUUAGCUCCCGCUGAGGAAACAUCAGUCAACCAUCCCUGAUUGUUAGCAAACAACCCAUGCAAACAAAACAUGGCAGCCGUUACAAUACCAACUUUUAGUAAAACACCUGAGCUGGGUUUUUAUUGGGUUUUUUUUCAAUCUGUCAAAUAUGAAAAGCAUGCCAUUCCCAGUUGAUGAGGUCAAGGCAGUUGGUGUCGGAAGCCUGAAGUGAAAGAAAAGAAUGGUUGCUGGACCAGCAGGAGUGUCCAAACAUUCUGUCCCUGGCCUGCAGGAGAGCCGAUAUGGGAUACCGGGCUGGACGGGAGACUGUGCUGAGAACCCCAGCAGGCAUGGAGACAGGCUAGCUCAGCCGCUAUGGGGCAGCAGUGAUUUUGGGAUAGCAAUGGGGGAGGCAUUUGAUUCAGUUCCCAUUUAAGGUGGACUUGCCUACUUCACAUUUUCUGAACCAAAACACAGCCACCCUUCAAAAUUCACACUUCCUCAAAUUUUGCAGUGCUAUUCUCUGGCCAUGUUCUGGGUACAAAAAUGCACAUGCUAGGGCAAAGUGUGCAUACAAGUGCAAAUAUUAAAAUAACAUGCAGAAAUCUGUUGCAUUAGGGGAAAUUGCUUUGCUGAAAUGUGUAUACUAGGCUAAGUUGCAUAAAAGACUCUAUAUCUUAAGAGAAAUUCACAUUAAAAUGCCAAUGAAUUUUCACAAGGACCUUUAAAAAAAAUCACACACUGAUGUGGAAAUGUAGCAGACUGCUACAACUGAGAAAACGAAAAGUAGAGGGAACCUGAAGUUGGCAGAUUUGCCCUUUCCUAUUUAGGUAUUGUUAUAAUUGAUCUCUGUUUAUGAUUCUGAGUUGAUGAAUUCAGAUUCUGCAUGCACCACAACACCCAUCAUCAUGGCAAAGGAUGAUGGGACUUGUAGUCCAAAACUUCUAGAGGGCACUAUGUUGGCGAAGUAAGUGCUGUCUCCAAAAAACCUUAUAUCGCAAUAAACCAGACUAAUAUCCUGCCCUUGAUUCCAUCCCUGUGUACCCUUGAGUUGCAGCAGUGCAUCAUUUAAUCACGCGUCUGUGUUUCAUCCCUGUGUUUGCCUUUGAAGUGCUGAGUUGGAUUAAUGGGUGUAUACCAUAACAUUGUUUGGAUGUUCUCCCCUCCCAUUCGCCCUCUUACCUUCUGCAGAAGCAAAUGCUCAACGCCUCUUCCACGCUGCCUGUCCCCACCUCCAACACCUCCCUCCCUCUAUCUGACGACCGGGAUGACGCUCUAGCCCAAGUGGAAAUCGCCAUCUUGGCCUCCAUCUUCCUGCUAGCCACUCUGAGCAAUGGGCUGGUGCUGGGAGCCCUCUUCCGCCGCACUCGCCGGGCCAGCCCCAUGCACCGCUUCAUCUGCCACCUCUGCCUGGCCGACCUGACCGUGGCGCUCUUCCAGGUGCUGCCGCAGCUCAUCUGGGACAUCACCGACCGCUUCCAGGGCCCGGAUGUCUUGUGCCGCGCCAUCAAGUACUUGCAGGUGGUUGGCAUGUUUGCCUCUUCCUACGUCAUUGUGGCCAUGACUUAUGACCGCCACCGAGCCAUCUGCCGGCCCAUGCUGGCUUUCCGGAAGGGCCCAGCCAGCUGGCAUCGCCUGGUGGUGGCGGCAUGGACCGCAUCCUUCCUCCUCAGCCUCCCACAGCUCUUCAUCUUCUCCAAAACCAAGCUGCCCAGCGGAGCCCACGAGUGCUGGGCUCACUUUGCAGAGCCCUGGGGAGUUCGGGCUUACGUCACGUGGGUGACUCUGAUGGUCUUCGUCUUCCCCACUUUCUUCAUUGCUACCUGCCAGGCCAUGAUUUUCCGUGAGGUCCACCGCAGCCUGCGCCUGGGGCCAGAAGGAGCAUUGCGGGGCCGGGACAGCCGGCAGGGGCCCUCCCCCAUUUCCGGGGCUGUGUCCAAGACUGCAAAGAUGACCCUAGCCAUUGUGCUUAUCUACGUGUUCUGCUGGGCCCCCUUUUUCCUAGUCCAGCUGUGGUCUGUGUGGGAUCCUCAGGCCCCGCUAGACGGUGAGUCGUGCAGCAGCAUAGGGUGUCAGGUUCCAGACUACAAAACUGGCAUCCACCGCAGCAUUUCAAUCCACACACACAUUUGCCCCGCAUUUCUGGGCACAGAUCUGGGCUUUUCAGGUAUGGAUCCAAGUGCUUCCCCUCCUCCACAAAAAACCCCUCUUUACCAUUGUAUUGGAACAAACUGCAAUCCACCCCAAACCUGAAUUGCUGUUUCUUUCAAUUCAGCAUUAAAGAGUGUGUUUUCCUGGGGGAAAUGGCAGGGCAAAAAAAGAAAGCAGUUGGACCAGGAGCAGGAAAGUGCGCAGCUGUGCCUAGAAAGCAAAUGGUAAAUGUGGAUGAGCCCUUAAAAGCACCUUCCUCCUUCCUUCCUAUUGUAUGCUGAGCAGCAGAACAAGGGCACAUGAAAAAGUUCAAGGUUACAGCUAGGACACUAUUUCUCUUGCUUUUUUAAAAAGGUCUGCCACUUCUUUACUUCCUUCUGUUUACAACUGUGGAUCCAAACUACAGGCUAUGUUUCACAUAUAUAAAAGCAUUGUUUGCUCUUUAAAAGAAAUAAGCACACACACAGCUACACACCCUGCCAAUCCAGACCACAGCAUGGCAGGGAGGGACUUCAAUGCCCCCCCCCCCCCGCACUUUCCUCCAGCUUUGGGAAAUGAUUGGGAAAACGGUAGGGGGCUAAGCACCACUAUCAUGAUCCAGAUCAAGGACUCCCCAUGGCCAGCUGUGGAGACGACUGUCAGCGUGCAUCUGGAGCCUGAAACAAGCUCCAGAGUUUCAGCCUGGCCAGCUGGAUCCCAUUUGUGGUCUAGAAACCUACCUGCUGCCUCCUAUUCUCUUAUCUCACUGCUCCAUGACCAAAGAUUCCUGCAAUAUUAUUUUCAUGGGCUCGGUGUAAAUCAUGACAUGGCAAAAGGCGGGUGGCAGGGUGGGCACUUUGCAUGCACUGUAUUGAAUUCCAUUAUCUGUCAAUGAAAUUUAAGCACAGCAUAUGGACUCAUAUUACUUCAAUUCUAUGCCUAAUACACAGUCCUACUGGACCCUCCAUUGGGAGUUGGGGACAAGCAAGGAUAAGGAGGGGGAGAAGGAUUAAAAGGAAUUUAUAUACUGCUUUUCAUUUUGAGAAGAAAUAGCAAGAUGGUUCACAAGCCAGUUAAAGCCACCAGCAAAACAAUGGUGCAAGCGCAAUACAACCUGCAGUGGAGCUGGCAGGGAAUAGAACUGGAGGGGGUUGUCUCAGCCCCCAAGGUGCAUUCUCUUAAAGAUUUUACUUCCUGCCAGUGGAGAGAUGGGUGGAGAUAAUCCCACACAGGAUCACAUUUCUUCCCUAUAGGAGAACAAUGGUUUUCAGCUAGGGAUAUAUGAGGUCUCUUUGGGAACAACAUCGCCUCCCCUGGAAGCCCCCAAACAUGUGAGCAGGCUGUGGUUACCCAGUGUUGGGAGAACUGUACUCUAUCUAUUCUCAGAGGUGCCCUUGCCUUUAUUAUUUGUCUUCCAGAGCAUGUCCCAUGGCUGAGCUCUUGCAAUUCCCAGGCUGACCCUUGCUCCUUUUCUCCUCUCCAGGUCCAGCUUUCACCCUGCUGAUGCUCCUCGCCAGUCUCAACAGCUGCACCAACCCCUGGGUCUACGCCACCUUUAGCAGCAGUAUUUCGGGUGAGCUGCGACAAAUCUUUUGUCCCAGACUGGCCCGUCAGCAGAUUAGUUUCCUGCAUGAGGACUCCACCUUCACUGCCAGCUUCUCCCUGGGACGGGAUGCCCUUUCCUGA